Messenger RNA from Thyridium curvatum, 681 nucleotides. RefSeq lists its product as uncharacterized. The record is from RefSeq and is a predicted model, not a curated record. The transcript has a single exon. The coding region runs from base 1 to 681 and encodes 226 amino acids. Lineage: Eukaryota; Fungi; Ascomycota; Sordariomycetes; Thyridiales; Thyridiaceae.
AUGGCCGGCCCGACCGUGUUGCCUGGCGCCGAGAGCGAGUUAAAGCAUUACCUGCGCUUCCAGUGGUGCCGCGAUCAAUUGAUGAAAGAAGAGGUAGUCAUCGUUCCACGGUUGGACAAGGAAACGGAUGGCCGCGGCAGUACCGGAAAGCUCUUCAGCGAGACCCUCAACACGCCAGCGACCAUCUCCAACCGCAUUGUCAUAUUCCACGACCCAUCCAUCGAGCCUACAUCGCAUCCUGAUUCGGAUAGUAUUUGGUUACCCGUUACUACCUGCACGGUCUUUUAUACGCUGGGAGAUGGUGUCUGCGGCUUUGGCGACAUAUGUCAUGGGGGAAUCCAGUCCACACUCCUCGACGAUGUUAUGGGUGUAUUUGGCAUAAUCAACGCUCGACUGCAAGAUGGCAUGAUCCCCUCGAGACCGCCUGGUAAAUUCUUUCCAAGGAAUAAUCCAAGGAUGCUCAAUCUGGCCAAGAAAUCGAUAGCAACACAGGGAAUCCAAGUGGACUUCCUGCGGCCUCUGCGUGCUCCGACGGUGAUACAGGUCACUGUGAAUCUUAAGGAUAUUGAGCACGAUGGGAAUUCUUUUCUUGUCCAUGGUGUUAUCAAGGAUGGAAAGGGCAGAGAAUACGCCAAGGCGCAAGCACGUUGGGUGGUAUUUAGCGGUAGACGAAAGCUAUAA